Messenger RNA from Pyrus x bretschneideri (Chinese white pear), 1242 nucleotides. RefSeq names its product transcription factor HY5. Gene Ontology annotation, cellular component: nucleus. Gene Ontology annotation, molecular function: DNA-binding transcription factor activity, RNA polymerase II-specific. The record is from RefSeq and is a predicted model, not a curated record. NCBI's taxonomy places the organism in Eukaryota, Viridiplantae, Streptophyta, Magnoliopsida, Rosales, Rosaceae. Gene Ontology annotation, biological process: response to red light; response to far red light; positive regulation of transcription by RNA polymerase II.
CACAACUCUCCACGCUCACACUCCCACAACCCUCAGAUCGGCACAGCCUUUGACGGCAGCAAAUCCACCUCUCUCUGCUAUUUACUCACUCAAACAUUAUUGUCCCGCUCUUUUAAUUUUGUUUCGGCAGAAAGAAGCCGCAGAAGAUUCGAUUUUAUUUCUAUCCCUGUUGGAUUGGAUUUAGCAGAGAAAAAUGCAAGAGCAGGCGACGAGCUCCCUCGCUGCGAGCUCUCUGCCUUCCAGCAGCGAAAGGUCUUCCAGCUCCGCAUUUCAUCUUGAAGUUAAAGAAGGCAUGGAAAGUGAUGAGGAGAUCAGAAGAGUGCCGGAGAUCGGCGGCGAAUCGGCGGGAGCGUCGGCUUCCGGCCUGGAAAACGGCUCGUGCGGUCCAGACCGGGUCCAAGCGGCUGGUGAGAGUCAAAGAAAGAGAGGAAGAAAUCCAGCAGACAAGGAAAGCAAGCGGCUGAAGAGGUUGUUGAGGAACAGAGUUUCAGCACAGCUAGCAAGGGAGAGGAAGAAGGCAUAUUUGAAUGAUUUGGAAGUGAGAGUCAAAGAAUUGGAGCAGAAGAAUUCUGAGCUUGAUGAGAGGCUUUCCACUUUGCAGAAUGAGAAUCAGAUGCUUCGACAAAUAUUGAAGAACACAACAGCAAGCCGGAGAGGAGCGGGUGGUAGUGCAAAUGCGGAUUGAUCCUCGUAGGACACUAAGAUCCGAGUGUUCAUAAGAAGUUGCGAGUGCAAAAGUGGAGGCGACACAACAUCCGUAGUCGAAGCGUCCGUUGAAACAUCACACGCAAAAGGACUUGGGCAUGCUGAAUCUUAGAUUAGUUUUUCUAUUAGUUAUCUUCGCUAGUACUUCAUUUGCUUUGCCAUUUUUUGUACUCUGCUGUCGUUGAUAUGGUGCGGUUUUGCUCCGACUGUGGCGACAGCAACUGAGGGUAGGUAUGACUCAAAAAUGAAAACACUAGUAGAUCUGUGUGCAAAGAGUGCAAGUCCAGGAGGAAAGCUGAUUCAUAGGAGUGAUAAUAGCACAGAGACAGCAAAUGGAAAUAGUAGUGGUGGCUAUAAGAGGAUAUGGUGUGUACUGUGGUCUUGUUAAAACCUCGUCAGGGCUUUGAACCUGUGGUUGAAGAAGAGUUAAUUGUGUUUUAGUCUACAUGCAAUUCUUCUCCAUGGAACGAUGGAAAUGAUGUUUUAACAGUAAUUUACUAGUAUCAAUGUAUCAUCAACCAACUAUAUUGCCCUUAA